Molecule: messenger RNA, 1215 nt
Organism: Gastrolobium bilobum
Lineage: Eukaryota; Viridiplantae; Streptophyta; Magnoliopsida; Fabales; Fabaceae
Exons: 3
Coding region: 1-1215 (404 amino acids)
Source: RefSeq, a predicted model, not a curated record
AUGGCUAAACAUGAAAAAUCAAAACCUGGGUGUUUCUCUGGAUUCUUACACGUGCUUCUUUGUGCAGGAAAUGGAACUAGUCCUCCUGUGCAUCCAUCUGAUAAUGUUACAGAAUUAGAUGAAACAGAAGUGUUGCAUUCUAACAAAGAUGCAAUUGUUGAUGAUAAUGUUGCUACCCCUGGACUAGUGGCAAGGCUAAUGGGGUUGGAUUCACUUCCAAAUAACAAAAGGGUAUUGAAAGGAGCAACCCCUGAUUCUGUUCCACGAAGUAGAUCAGUGAACUUUGUGGAUUACUUGCUUGAGUUUGAUCUAGGACAAACCAACCAUCGCCGAGUGAAAACCUCAGCAUCGUUUAGAGAGGUUCCUUCAUUGGUUCAGAGGCAAAAGAGUGAUCUUUCUGUGCUUUAUUAUGAUGAUAAUGCGUGUAAGGAUCAAGAAGCUCGAACUAACUUGAGGAAAUGGGAAAUGGGUUUGGGAGAAUUGAAGCAGAGGAAGAAGCAGGGGAGUAAGAACAAGGAGAUUGUAAGAGAGAGGGUGAGUAUGAAGAAGGAGAGGGAUCAAGGGAAGAACAAGAAAAUUUCCAAGUUGAAAAAUGAACCAAGAAGGGUCCCUUCUUCUAAGCAUGGUUCUAAGGUUCGAAAUCAUGGUGAAGGUAAAGAUUUGUCCAAUGUGUCCACAAACUCCAAGAGUUGUAAUUGUAGUUACAGAUAUAGUAGUGCUGCUUCAAGCUCAAGCUCAAGCUCUUCAUUGCUAAAUAGGCACAAGAAAGGGUUUGUUGAACCGAAAAUCAGGAACAACAUAAGAAACCAGCGGUCACCAAAGAAGAUAGAAACUGAAUCCAGCUCGGAAAAUCUCAGUCCAGUUUCAGUUCUAGAUAUCAAUGACUAUCCUUUCCUAUAUGGAACUGAUUUUCUAGAUGGUACAAGCGGCGAAGUGUCAAAGUCAAAGCACAAAUCUUCAUUGCUACAGUAUUUGGGUGAUGGUGUUGAAGAAAAAGCAGACAAUAAUAAAGGUUAUGCUUCCUACACUGACGCCAACAGGGAAGCAGAGAUUUACUCUGAAUUAAUGCUGAAGCUUCGUACUUUGACAGAAAAGGAUAUAAGAGAAUCAGAUUGCACUCCAAAUCAGAUGUUUAGCAACUCAAACUUGGGUGGAUUUGGUUUGGCUAUUCGUUCUUUUUGGUUUUUGGUCAACAAGACUAUUCCUCUGAGUUAA